UUAUGAUAAGCUUUAAUAAAGGGCCCGGUCAUUUGCCCCGCCCCCGGCCCGGCUCUGACUUGUUCCGCCACUGUCACUGAUGUCACUGUUUGCGCUGCUUAACGACAUCACAUGACGUCCACCCACUUUCGCUAACUCCACCCAAUGUGUCCACCCACUUCCAGCCAGCACGGUUCAGCGCGGUUGUAGUCGAAAUGCAACUCCAACAGCCCCGCUCAGCUCGACUCGGCACGGCACGGCUCGGCUCGGCUCGGCUCAGCCGCGUUUGUAGUGGAAAAGCGGCAUAAGUAAAUCUAUGGGGGAGAAGUCGAGAGACUUGGAGGGGGAGCUCCGGCAUUUUGGCGAGGCUGGGCAGCGGAGUUUUUAGGAAAAGCGGGGGGAAAAAAAAGAAGUCCCAUUCCGGUAGCUGAGUAAGCUAACCAAGUGUAACGUGACUCGUGGGCAUGCUUAUAUUUAAAGUGUAAGUAGCUGCACAGUUAGCACCAUUGGCUUCCAAACAGUCAGUGGUUCCACGGUGUAGCCAGCGUGGGAGCCACGCAGCCCGGAUAGCGCCCUGGUGACCUGGAAAGCCAGCGGUUCCUCCGGCUACGAGGGAGCAAAGUCAUCAGCUAUCUGCAGUCGGCCUUGUACAGAGCGCGCGAGGUUUUCCUUUGUUUCCGACGGGGACUGCGGUACCGGAAGGAACGCACGUCUGGCCCAUUGACAGCGAGGAAAAGAAGGCUGUCAGUGUGGAUACAUUCAUUCUGUUGCGCUCAUCAAUAAGGAUGUGAUUCAUGGCGCUAAAUCCACGUUCACACUCUGGAUAUUGUUAUCUACAAUGUAUCUAUUUGCUGGGGACGUUCGUGAACAUCAAAGCUGCCACUUCGGGUCAUUUUGAAAGUUCAAAACACAGGAGGAAGAAAAUGGCUGAAUCUUCAUCACCAGCAAAAGACAGAAGAAGAAGCAGCAUGGAAGAACCACGUUCAUCAUUUUCUGGUGACUCCAGUAGUCUCCUGUCUGAAGAGCAGCUGCUGUGUUCGAUCUGUCUGGAUGUGUUCACUGAUCCAGUCACCACUCCAUGUGGACACAACUUCUGUAAGAGCUGCCUUACACAGUGCUGGGAGAAGAGUCAACACUGUCACUGUCCAUUAUGUAAAGAGAAAUUCACCAAGAAACCUGAACUGAAGAUUAAUACAACACUGAGAGAGGUUGCAGAUCUCUUCAAGAAGAAACGUGGUCCUGAUAAACCUCAGGUUCUUUGUGAUGCCUGCACUGGAGAGAAGCUGAAGGCCCUGAAAUCCUGUCUGGAUUGUGGACUGACUUUCUGUAAAACUCAUUUAGAGCCUCAUAAUCAUGUUUCCAAACUUAAGAAACACAAAUUAAUAAACCCUGUGGAGAACCUGGAGGACUACAUAUGCCAGAAACAUGAGAGACCGCUGGAGCUGUUCUGUAGAGAUGAUCAGACGUGUGUGUGUCAGUUCUGCACUGAGACAGACCACAAGAAUCACAACACUGUUCCUAUAGAGAAGGAGAGCGGAGAGAGGAAGACUCAGCUGGGGAAAACACAGACAGACAUGCAGCAGAUGAUUCAGGACCGACUGAAGAAGAUCCAAGAGAUCAAACACUCAGUCGAGCUCAGCAAAAGAAGCACAGAGAAAGAGAAAGCAGACAGUGUUGAAGUCUUCACUGCUCUGAUUCGCUCCAUUGAGAGAAGUCAGGCUGAGCUGCUCGAGGUGAUGGAGGAGAAGCAGAGAGCAGCAGAGAGGCAGGCUGAAGGACUCAUUAAAGAGCUGGAGCAGGAAAUCACUGUGCUAAAGAGGAGAGACACUGAGCUGGAGCAGCUCUCACACACUGAGGAGCAUCUCCACCUCCUACAGAUUUACUCCUCCAUGUGCAGCCCUCCACACACCAAGAACUGGACUGAGAUCAGUAUUAACACUGAUCUGAGUGGGGACACUGUGAGGACAGCUCUGUCUCAGCUUCAGCAGACUCUGAAUAAAAAACUCACUAAAACACUCAAUGACAAGUUAAAGGAAGCAGAACUGAAGAGGAUUCAGCAGUAUGCAGUGGAUGUGACUCUGGAUCCUGAUACAGCAAAUCCAUAUCUCAUCCUGUCUGCUGAUGGAAAACAAGUGACACAUGGAGACAAGCGGCAGAAUCUCCCUGAUACACCACAGAGGUUUGAUUAUUAUGGCUGUGUUCUGGGAAAGCAGAGUUUCUCCUCAGGGAGAUUUUAUUAUGAGGUGCAGGUCAGAGGGAAAACUAAGUGGGAUUUAGGAGUUGUGAGAGAGAACAUUAACAGGAAGGGGGAGAUUACACUGGAACCUCAGGAUGGAGUCUGGACUGUGGGACUGUGUGAUGAGAAUCAGUAUGAGGCUAAUGCUGGUCCCCCUGUCCCCCUCACACUGAGAGAGAAGCUGGAGACGGUGGGGGUGUUUGUGGAUUAUGAGGAGGGUCUGGUCUCCUUUUAUGAUGCGAAGUCCAGAUCUCAUAUCUACUCUUUCACUGCUCAGUCUUUCACUCAGAAACUCUAUCCAUUCUUCUGUCCUUCUUUAAAUGAAGGAGGUAAAAAUUCAGCCCCACUGAUCAUCUCUCCUGUAUUAAAGACUGAAUGAAUUUUCAACUCACAAAUAUAAUCAUCUAUUAAAUGGUGAGAAUAAACAGAAAUAUUUUACAUUUUCUGGUUAAUUUUCAUAAAACAUUUUUCCCCUUUAUAAUGCUGUACAGUGUAUUUUAAUACCUGGGUUACUUUUUUGCAGAAACAAAUAAUUUUACUCCUACUGUCUGUUGCUACACAUUUUGAUUGUGGAACU
This is a messenger RNA of Neoarius graeffei (lesser salmon catfish), 2792 nucleotides long. Its product is annotated as E3 ubiquitin-protein ligase TRIM39-like. Gene Ontology annotation, molecular function: ubiquitin-protein transferase activity; protein binding; zinc ion binding. Gene Ontology annotation, biological process: protein ubiquitination. The record is from RefSeq and is a predicted model, not a curated record. The transcript is spliced from 9 exons. NCBI's taxonomy places the organism in Eukaryota, Metazoa, Chordata, Actinopteri, Siluriformes, Ariidae. Bases 774 to 2594 code for a protein of 606 amino acids.